AUGAGCAAUCCGGGUCGGUCACUUCUUCAACUGGAUUUCAUCGUUCACUUCUUCAACUCACAACGGAUUUCCAACUGAUUUCAGCGUUCUUGAACGAUUCCGGUUGUUCUCGGAGGAGCAAAAUGGAACUAUUUAAACGUGAUUUCCAACUGAUUUCAUCGUCCACUUCCGCCCCCCAUUCGCGUCCACCAAUAUGGAUGUUCAGUUCUACCCCAAGGCAAAGGGGAGAGUUACUACACGCAACUCUUUCCAGAAGCUCACUCUGAGUGAUGGGGCGGAGGCGGCCGCCGCCGGAAACGACAGAAGUUUCAGGAGAAGGAAGAGGUCAGCCAAGUUUUACCCCGGCCUUCAGAAGACGCGGGCAAUUGCUUAUCCCGAGGGCGGACAGGAAGAAACCGAGUCAGAAAAUUCAGAUUCAAGUCCCGAAGAUUCAAGUUCCCAAGUUUCAAGUUCGGGAGGACCCAUGCAGAAGAGUUGUCAGAAGAAGAAGACGCUCCAAGAUCAAAAUUCUUAACUUCAAUUUGUACACUCCUUCUUAUUUGGCUAGUUUUAGUUAUGGCAGUCUUUCUUUCACUCAACUAGAGCAGAAGAUGCUCCCAGGCCUUUUGCACUGCAUUCCUAUUCCUCCUAGGUCAGCUAGAUUUUAGGUCUUUAAUUGAUACUUUUUCAAAUUCCUUGUUUAUGCAUUAAUACUAAGCUGGUGAUCAUAUUAUUGUCCAGGCCGGAAGCAGUCAAGUUUCAGUCAUCCAGAAGUAUAUAGUCUGAUAACAUGAUCUAGUCUUUCUAUUUGAUUUGUAAUCAAUCAUACUGUCGUGUUAAUAUGCUAGUUACUUGAGUACGUUUUCGAUAAGGCAUUUGUUCAGACCAUGCUGUUGUGUAAAUUCUUUCAUAUAAUACUAAGCUGGUGAUCAUAUUGUUUUCCAUCUUACACUUUCAUUUAAAACUCAUUAUAAUUGCUAGCUCACAUUCCC
Messenger RNA from Cuscuta epithymum, 971 nucleotides. Lineage: Eukaryota; Viridiplantae; Streptophyta; Magnoliopsida; Solanales; Convolvulaceae. The record is from the annotation of a GenBank genome assembly.